Microsporum canis CBS 113480 is the source of this 1980-nucleotide messenger RNA. RefSeq lists its product as uncharacterized. Lineage: Eukaryota; Fungi; Ascomycota; Eurotiomycetes; Onygenales; Arthrodermataceae. The transcript is spliced from 7 exons. Bases 1 to 1980 code for a protein of 659 amino acids. The record is from RefSeq and is a predicted model, not a curated record.
AUGGCCAAAAAUGAAGAAGAAAAAGGGGGAAAAAAAGGAAAAAAAGGAAAGAAAGAUUGUUUGAAUGGUUCUGCCCAGAAUUAUGAUCUCAGACAUCUAAAUCUAUGCCGUGUUCCUGCAGGACUAGGAAAUCUCCAUACCGACGCGUAUCUUUCUGCCAAAGUGCACAGUUGUUCCACAACAGAAGGAGAACAGGAACAGCGAUUGAAGAUAGCCCAGGAACAACCUACUUUAAUGUGGGCACCCACAGGAUUUUGUGCAGCGUCUCUUCGAAACUGCAGCCAGGUUCUUCCUAUAACGUAUAAAUUAUGUUUGGACAACCCGACGACCAGGUAUUUAUGGAUAAGUGUAUUUAAAUGGUCAUCGAGGAGCUUUAAUCUCCAAUUCAACUCGAGGGCCUGGCACCAGAGAAACCUAGCUACUCUGUUUGAGCUUCAUUUUGACCAAGGUACGUAUCUUAGUAGUGGAUUUAUACUCUUGAGAAGUUUAACAUACAAGAUGCGUUUUGAUUCUCUGGUCUACCUGUCCUUCGUUGGACUUGCUGCUUCUGCGGCAAUUAACCUUCGAGGCGUUGGUGAUAAUGCCCAUUUGAACCAUCGUCGGCAGCCGCAAUUAGGCGGAGUCGGUGGGCUUUUGGGGGCCCUCGGAGGCCUAGGAGGAACCCUCGGGGGCCAGCCGCCAACCGCAAACAGCGCUCUUGACGGUGCCUCAGACUUGGAUGCCCUCAAUGCACUGGAAAAAAAUAGGAGCCCAAGCCCCACCGGCAUGGCAAGCGAAACUGAGGCAGCUCCCAUGGGAAGCGGUUCUCCUGAUUCUCUUGCCACAGGUGCAAGCCAGGUGGCGGUUGCAUCUCCAACCCCAGAGAGUGCACCCAUGCCAAACUCACCAGAAGCAAGUCAAUCCGCAUCUAAGCCAAUGCCCUCAAUGUCACCUAGCGGCCAACGUGAUGAUGAAACCCAGCCAAUGACCCCCCAAGACCAGUCCCAACCCAUGGGAGGUACGCAAAACUCCAUGGCUGAAGAUCCAAGGCAAUCAGCGACCAUGGGAGAUGAGACAACGCAACGCCAAAAUAUGGUCAAGCAGCCAGAGCAACCAGAGACCGUAGGCAACGAGGCAGAGCCAAUGCCCGAAUCUCAAGGUGAAAGUGCGCCUAUGCCGACUACCAGCGCAGAGCCUGUUGCCAAUGGCCCCAGCCCACAGGAAUCUGGUAUGCCAGGGCGCCAACCACGCCCUUCUACACCACAAAAUGAGAAGAUGGCCUCCCAGCAAUCUGUGUCUCCAGCGGCUGCUAACACUGCCUCCGCCGCAAAUGAUCCAACUCCCACACCUUCUUCCCUCUCCCUCUUGGAUAUCAUCAACUCAGAUGAUGACAGACAAUUGGAGGGACAGGCGUUGGAUUCAUUAAAGGGAUCUGAAAAGUCGUCCCUUCCAGCCUCUGCCGCUAGUGGACAACCUACACCUGACUCAGCAUCGCCAAUGGCCUCGGUUGCUGCUGUCAGUGGACAGCCCACACCUGCCUCAGUAUCGCCAAUGGCCUCGGUUGCUGCCGUCAGUGGACAGCCCACACCUGCCUCAGUAUCGCCAAAUGCAUCGGGCGCUGCCGUCAGUGGACAGCCCACUCCUGCCUCCGCAUCACCCUCAUCACAAGACACAGUAGCUCCAGAGUCAAUGGAGGAGCAGAAUAAAGAGGUAAUUAGGGGGAUAAGGGAAGCUCCUUUUUUUUUUAUCGUUUCUAUUAGAAAUGCCACUGUCUUGCCAGUGUCGUUUUCAAAGUUACUGAUACUAUCCUUUCUCUCUCGGAGGUGGAACAACCCAAAGACCACCUUCAGCUUCAUAAGGGAAGAUGAACAUCUUGCCUGCCAUUCCUUGCCUUGUUAUUCAUAUUUGUACGCUUCUGUGUCUUUUCAUACUGAGCUUGUACGAACCAAUACUGUCGUUAACUCAAUGCAACGAGAUCUUAUACACCGAAUGCAUCGAUGA